Ornithorhynchus anatinus (platypus) is the source of this 2239-nucleotide messenger RNA. It is a transcript of the gene SERINC3, whose product is annotated as serine incorporator 3. The coding region runs from base 52 to 1467 and encodes 471 amino acids. The transcript is spliced from 10 exons. NCBI's taxonomy places the organism in Eukaryota, Metazoa, Chordata, Mammalia, Monotremata, Ornithorhynchidae. The record is from RefSeq and is a predicted model, not a curated record. Gene Ontology annotation, cellular component: membrane.
CGUCACGGGGGGCGGGGCCGAGGAGCGUCCGGGUCCCCCGCCGCCGUCGCCAUGGCCGCGCUCUGCUCCCUGGGGGGCUUGAUCCCGUGCCUGUGCAGCGGUGCCUCGUGCUUAUUGUGCAGCUGUUGUCCCAACACCAAGAAUUCCACCCUGACCCGCCUCCUCUAUGCCUCCAUUCUGCUCCUGGGGACUUGCGUGGCCUGUAUCAUGCUCAUCCCGGGGAUGGAGGUGCAGCUCAAAAAGAUCCCCGGAUUCUGCGAGGGGGGUCUCGGAACGCAGAUUCCGUACGUGGACGGCUACGUCGACUGCGACGCCCUGGUGGGCUUCAAAGCCGUCUACCGCGUCCACUUCGCCCUGACCGUGUUCUUCUUCCUCUUCGCCCUGAUCAUGGUGAACGUGAAAAGCAGCAGCGACUGGCGAGGGGCGGUGCAGAACGGGUUCUGGUUCUUCAAAAUCGCUGCCGUGGUUGGGAUCAUGGUUGGAGCCUUCUACAUCCCCAACAGGCCCUUCUCCACAGCCUGGUUCGUUAUCGGCGCCGGCGGGGCCGCCAUCUUUAUCGUCAUUCAGCUGGUGCUGCUAAUCGACUUCGCCCACGGCUGGAACGAAUCCUGGGUGGGGCGAAUGGAAGAGGGAAACGCCAGGUGCUGGUACGCAGCUCUGCUGUUUUUCACCGGCCUCUUCUACGUCCUGUCCAUCGUGGCCACGGCGCUGUUCUUCGUCCACUACACGAAACCGGACGGCUGCACCGAGAACAAGUUCUUCAUCAGCGUCAACGUGAUACUUUGCGUUCUGGUGUCCGUUUUUUCCAUCCUCCCGCAAGUCCAGGAAUAUCAGCCUCGCUCUGGCCUCCUGCAGUCUUCAGUCAUCACUUUUUACACCAUGUACCUCACGUGGUCCGCCAUGUCCAACGAACCGGAUAGCUACUGCAACCCAAGCCUGCUGAGUAUCAUCUCCCAGUUGGCCGGCCCGACACCGGCCCCGGGAAACGCGACCGCCCCGCCCGCCGCCUCGGCCCCUCCGGCCCCCCACGGGACCAGGCGGUGGUGGGACGCCCAGAGCGUCGUCGGCCUGCUUCUCUUCGCCUGCUGCCUCGUGUACUCCAGCAUCCGCUCGUCCGCCAACGGCCAGGCCAGGAAACUGACCCUGUCGGGGAGCGACAGCGUGAUCCUGGAGGAGGCUCCCCCGCGGGGGCCGGGAGCCGAGGAGGGGCAGGCGAGGCGGGCCGUCGACAACGAGCGGGAGGGCGUUCAGUACAGCUACUCUCUCUUCCACUUCAUGCUGGGCCUGGCCUCGCUCUACAUCAUGAUGACCCUGACCAACUGGUACAGCCCCGACGCCGACUUCCAGACCGUGACCAGCAAGUGGCCGGCGGUGUGGGUGAAGAUAUCUUCGAGCUGGUUCUGCCUCGGCCUCUACGCCUGGACUCUCUUCGCCCCUCUCGUCUUCACCGACCGGGACUUCAGCUGAAGCCCCCGCUUGCCACCCGAGACCGCCGUCUCCCCCGUGGCCGGCGGCCCCGGGCCAGCAUCCGCCCCCCUCCGCGCGGCCGCCGGAACCCCGGGGGGACUCGAGUGGCGCCAGAUCGGCGCUCGGUGUCGGAUUGCAACUCUCCUCUCUCUCUCUCUCUCUCGGCUGUUCUCGUUGACCGCUUUAACCUGGAGCGCGUUACCGCGGUUUGAAAAUCUCCUCGGGCCGGGAAGGGGGUCCGCCAAGUAAGAGGCGAGACUCCCUUCUGGCUCGGGGUCGCGGACGCCCGUAGGAAGGCGGGGAAGCCCUCGUUAGCCAACCGGGAUCGACGUCCCCUAAACAGCGCGCCGGUGGCGGGCCGCCCGGGGUCAGCGCGUCGGGGCGUACGAUCCGUCGACAUUCCAGGUCUUGGGAAGAGCCGGUGGGGAGAGACCGGUCUCGAGCCGCUACCGUCGCUUCUGCCCGUUUGAUUUUUUUUACCCCAGAUGCAUAGAUUGUCUUCUCCUUUGCGUCACAGCGCCCGUGCUGCCUAGCUUUAAGUCUGUGGCUUCGUUCCGCCAAAUAAGUUCAUUUCACGCGCCGCUCGGUUCCGUUUGCACUCUCAACCUCUAAAGGCUUUAGUCCGGCGGAAGAGUAACCUGGGAAGAGCGACGCGGCGCUUACGUAGACGCCGCCGACGUCCGCCUCAGUCGCACGGAAAAUGGCGUCGGAGCACGUCGGCAUUUCCACCCAACGUACGUCUUCUCGUUGAAAUACAGGCCUUCUGAACGCC